CUUCAAUCUCGUCCAUUCUCUCAUAUCAAUCACUUAACAACCCUUUGUUAUUUACUUUUAUGACAUUCUAUAGGUUAUGGUUGUUGUAACCGAUUCCAAAACUCACCUUGCUACCGGUUUCCCCCGGUUCCGCUUUUUCCGCUACCGCCGUAUCCGGUGACUAAAAUCAUAAGUCAUUAUUAUAUUCAUAUUCAUAUAUAUGUAAUUAAGAAUAUGUCUACAACUAAGAAAAGCAGCCCGAAAGGACAAGGGAAGAACAAGAAGGGGAGAUUAACGGAUAAAGCGAUGUCGUUUCAUGGUCGUGUGUCAGAAGAUAUGGUAGGGAAGUUGACUAGGCCUAGGACCGUGCCCGAGUUGGUUUCGGGUAGGAGUGUUGUUAUGACCGAGAGGGUGAUGACGCAGCCGAAACUGACUAAGUUGUUGCUUAAUGUUACCGUUCAAAGAAGCUUAGGUCCCGUCCACGUGUUGAUAUCUCCGGAAGCUACGGUUGGUGAUCUUAUUGCUUCCGCUCUGCGUCAGUAUUUGAAGGAAGGUAUACGACCGAUAUUAACGUCUCAAGAUCCAUUUGAAUUUGAUCUUCAUUAUUCGCAAUUUAGUUUAGAAAGUUUAUCUCGGGACGCAAAGUUAAACGAGUUAGGUUCACGAAAUUUCUUUCUGUGUCCUAAGCAAUCGGCCACAAUCGCUGGAAAUGGUAGUGGUCAAGGUGAACCCGGAGCUUGUUACGAUGGGAUGACCACAUCAUCGUCCACAUGCUCGAAGGAAGCGGAGAAAGCGACGAAAGGUGGAGCCGGCUGGCUCAGAUUCAUGGAAUUCAUGUUGUAGUUUUGAUUAGUUAGUAUUCAAAAUUUGUUGUUUUAAUUUGGUGAUGUUUGUACACCCCAAAAUAUUACAAUUCAUCAAUAUAAAUAUUGGUUGAUGAUUAGAAUAGAUUAGAUUGGGGUUGAAAUUGUUGUAUAGUGAUGAAUUAGCUUGUAUGAUUGUGUAUAAGUUAUUAAUUGUAAAAACUAAAAUAAAAUAAAAUAUCAUCUUAAAUUACAUA
This is a messenger RNA of Helianthus annuus (common sunflower), 1039 nucleotides long. RefSeq lists its product as uncharacterized. Bases 214 to 822 code for a protein of 202 amino acids. NCBI's taxonomy places the organism in Eukaryota, Viridiplantae, Streptophyta, Magnoliopsida, Asterales, Asteraceae. The record is from RefSeq and is a predicted model, not a curated record. The transcript has 2 exons.